GUUGAUGCAAGUUUACCUUUGCUACCGCUGGAUUGUCGGCGCAAAAUGUGGCUGUUUUCCGCGUUUUUCGCGAUGGACAUCCGAGAACCGCCAGUUCCGGCACUUCCGGAAGUCGCGAUGUGUUUAGUGCGGCCGUAAAUACCGAACAAGAUUAGAAUUUUUUUAUGAUGAACAAACAAGAAUUCGUGUUAGGCAAAUAUAAUUAUCUUCGUAAUCAUUUUUAAUGCUGCGGUGUUCAGUGUACGAUAGAAAACAGUGGGCUGUGAAUGCAAAUAGGUGGUCACGUGCUGUGUUCAACGUCAUUUACCUGAAAAAAGUGGUAUUGUCUUGUAAUUGAUAAACCAAAUAUGUUGGGUAAAAAUAAACAAAGCUGAUUGUGUGUGGUAACGAGACCUUCGGGCGAAUUUUGCAACAGGUUUUAAAGUUCUUGGUGUUGUGAUUUUCGGCGACAAAUGGUUUGUGGUUGUGAAAAUGGCUUACGUCAUAUGGAGAGUUGUCAUGAAGAAGUACUCGAGGAUCAGGUUGGGGCUAAAUGGAGCAUCGGUGACCCCUACUGGCCGCCACGUCCUCACCUACGACGAGGAGUCGUGGAAGCCAACCGCCGAGGACUCCAAAUCGGACGACAUCAGCCGCACCUCCGAGACCCGCCAGAGCACGACGAAGCGCGUCAAGAAGUACCUAAAGAAGUGCAAAAAUGCGCUCAAGAGCGGCAGCGCGGACAGCCACUCCGAGGAGACCUCCUCGACGGCGUCCUGGUACCUGGAAGAGCUCAUCAACGAGAGCGAGAUCCACGAACUUGACGACAUCUACGAAGACGCCCAGCCGGUGGGUGCGGUCGACAAUAGUGACAAGUACCAAGUGGCCAGUGUUGUGGAUGUUAAAAAAAACAAGUGUGAGGCCGCGUCUGACGCCGCCGAUUCCUCUCCUACUUUGACAGAAGAGCAAGGGAAGGUUGAUGGAAAUGAAGGCGAUGUUAAUGGCGCCGAGGGAGAGAAGCCGCAAGCGAUGGCUAAGAGUGAUGUCGCCAGCUUGGUAGAAAAGUAUUUCGGGAGUCUGUAUGAGAACUAUCAACAUUCGAAGAAGUGUUUGGUUAGGCAAGCUAGGGAUUUGCUCGUCUGUGAAUAUCAUGGGUGUUUACACAGAUUUGAGAAUGAAUUCUGCAUACAGGCCGCUAAGCUUCUGCAACGUGUUAAGUGCAAGACCCCCUUGGACGGUUCCGCCCCCCUAGGAUGGCCCCUGUGCCUCGGUCCCUCCGGUGUAGUGAUCCACCUGGGCCCUCUCGACCCUUCCGUGGUGCGAAACAGCGACUGCUACCUGUGCAUUAGAAGCCGCAGCGCCCCAGGCCUCGAGCUGGCCCUGAUCUGGCGCCAGCACUCCCGAAUCCACUGCCACACCAUAGCCGAAUUCAAGAAUCCCCUCGAAAGCCUGGACGACAUAAUGUGUUCAAACCUGCGUUCGGCAGCCGACCUGGAACUCACCUCUUACGACGACUACGACGGCGCCGAGCUGCCCGAACUCCUCCAGAACCUGCUGGUCUCGGUGGAGCACGCCAUCGAGAGGGUGCCUCUCGACGACCUGACGUUUCCGUGUCCUCAGUGUCUUCAGUAUUUGCCUUUGGAUAGGCGGGAAGACGAUGUGAUGUCUUGUGCCUGUCAGUGUUCGUGUAGGUUGCCCGAGAGCCCGGUGCUCAAGAGGGACUCCUCCAUGCAGACUAGUCCGAUGUUCGAGUUUGCCGGGUCGAUACCGCACAUAGAUAGUGAUGAGGAAGACGAUCGGGACUCCAUCAGAAGCGGAUCUUCGAAUCGAAAGGUGGAAAUCGCCAGGCCGAAAAGGAUAACGGAUCUGCCAGAUAAGCUUCUCAUGUCCGGAAUCAAUUUGCCAGGCACUGCGGAUAAUGACGGAAGACCGAUUGUUUUGUGCUAUGCGGAGUGUGUCGCAAGAGCUGGACUCAACAAGUACGAGAUCGCCAAGCUCCUGUUGUACUACUCUUCGAUACCCACACUCGACUGCACGAAGAAAGGGUUCACGAUUUUGCUUCUAGCCGAAAACGAAUCCAACUACAAAGUCCUGGAACUUCUGGACAAGUCCGUGUUGUUGAUAGCCAAUAGUAUGAAAGUGGCGAGGUUCUUGGUCUGGAAACCGGGAGCCGAUAAGAAGAGUCAAGUGGUAACUAGUCGAAUUCAGGUCACCGUCGUCACCGACGAGUCGACCCUCCUGCAAUACCUAUCAAAAGAAGAAACCCCAGCCAGCUGCGGCGGUUCCUGCAGCCACGACCAACUCGAGUGGGUGGAGUUCUUCAAGCAGUUCGAACCCUUCCUAGCCUCCUGCAAAACAGCAGGACGCAGCCUCCUCUCCGCUUUAUCGCAACUGCGUAACGAAGACAUCCCUCAUCAGAUAACCCGCAGAUUUCUGAAUCACCAGUGCAGACAAAUCACCAAGGCCCUGGACUUGGACCACGUCCAGAAGCUGCGUCGCGACGGCCCCAAGACGCUAUCCAGCCUGAAGGAACGCUCCCAAUGGCUCGGCGGCAGCAGGGACGUCAAACGGAACGUCAGCUUCUCGGAGGCGUCGUUCAACUCCGUGGACAGGGUCACCAGGAAGCUGGAACAGCUGCGCCAGGAGAGGAUGGAGCGGCUGAAGGAGCUCGCCAGGUUCAACACCCUCAAGGAGGAGGCCGAGGAACUCCUGUCGUGGUUCCGCAAGGCCGGCGAGGACAACCUCAACAGUCUGACUCUGAAGCUGCGGUCGGCGGCGGACGUUGUCGGUGUCAAGGAGGUGGCCAACGAUUUUGAAAAGCUGGAUUUCAUAGCGUGGAGACAAUUCGAGAAAUCAACGGAUUUGCUCGAAGAAUGCAAGAACAUCAGCGACCCCAGAGAGCAGAACUUGAAGGAGACGAACAGCAGCCGCCAUCUUCUGGACAAGUAUCAGAGUCUGAAGGAUGCGACGGCGAACCUUCAAGUGCAGAUGAAGACGUUCAGGGAGAAUUUGGAGGACACGAGGGAGAGGCUGGAGGAGUGUACGAGGUGUUUCCUUUUGUUGGAUUCGUGCGGGGAUGUGCUGGAGGAUGAUGGGAAGGAUUUGCAGGAUUUCGUGCGAUGGGCGGAGAAGUCCUGCAACGAUAAGCUCCUGCAAAAGUGGAGGGCUAUCAAGCGAAAGGAAGAAUGCAUCACCGUCCAGCCCCCCGACAAGUACCCCAGCGACCCCCCAACCGCCACCAGCACCCCCGUAAAAUCUCACAAUACUCAAAUCCGCCGCAGAUCUGUAAGUUCCCUGGCCUACAUCUACCACUGCAACCACCACGCCGCAGGCGAACUGUGCAACUGCUGCGAAUCCGACACCGAGAACACCGUUUCGUACAAACUCAAGAAAAAGUACAUCCAAACCCUCCAAACGUGCGUCUGCAGAGACACCCUAGAACGUAAGAACAGCGCCACCCUCGACGGCAUCAAAGAAGAACGCGAAAGCGUGGAGGACCUCCUCGAGAAAAUGGACGACCAUCGGUGCGACAGCGGCCUGUCGACCGCGGACAAUUCUGUGGGUGAGGAAAGUGUUUGCAACAAGAAAAAACUCCAAAGGACAUGUUCGUGCCAGUAUUACCGCGAAAGUUGUGCUGCGUGCAGUGCGGGAAGUUCGAGUGCGGGUUCUAAUCAAGAUCACACGGAUAACCAGCAGGACAGUAUCAUCGAGGAGGGAAGCGAUGGCUUCAUCAAGAGCAACAGCAGCGACGACAUCGAAGAAGAGCACUACAGCGAAGAAAGAAGAAAAGUGCCUCCGAUUGCGGCCAAUAACCACCUGUAUUGUCACGCGUCGAGUCUCGAUCUUCCUUCUGAUGCUUUGUACAGUAACAUGGAUCCAAAAACACAAAAGACUGUAACUUUUAUCAUCAAGGAGAUGAUUGAGACUGAACGCGAUUAUGUCAAAUCCUUGGACUACGUCAUUGUCAAUUAUAUACCGGAGUUGAUGAGGGAGGAUAUUCCACAGGCUUUGAGGGGUCAGCGGAACAUCAUUUUCGGCAACGUCGAGAAGAUCUACGAAUUCCACAGUCAGCACUUCCUUCUGGAACUGGAAAGCUGCGAAAGUAACCCUCUACAAGUUGGACAGAUUUUCCUCAAGCACGACAAGAAGUUUUACUUGUAUGCGCUCUAUAACAAGAACAAACCAAAGUCGGAUUCGUUGAUGUCCGAGUAUGGAUCUUUGUUCUUCAAGAGCAAACAACUGGAACUUAAAGACAAAAUGGAUUUGGCUAGCUACUUGUUGAAGCCGGUACAAAGGAUGGGCAAGUAUGCCCUUCUUCUCCAACAAAUGAUGAAAGCGGUGGGUCCUUCCAUAGAACGAAUCCAGGAACUCGAAGACUUGAAGCAAGCCGAAGAAAUGGUUAGGUUUAAGUUGAGGCACGGCAACGACUUACUUGCCAUGGAUUCGAUAAGAGAGUGUGAUGUGAAUCUCAAAGAACAAGGAAGUUUGUUGCGCCAGAACGAGUUCUUGGUGUGGGAGGGUCGCAGUGGAAAAAAGUCGCUAAGACAAGUGUUCCUUUUUGAAGAGUUGAUACUGUUUAGUAAGGCUAGAAGAUUCCCGGAUCGUAAGAAUCUAGAUCUGUACAUUUACAAGAACAGUAUCAAGAUGACUGACAUUGGAUUGACGGCGAAGAUUGGCGACAGCGCCACUAAGUUCGAAAUUUGGUUCAGGAAAAGGAAACCCAACGAUACUUUCACGUUGCAGGCGAUGUCGGAGGAUGUCAAGAAGGCUUGGAUUGAGGAAUUGUCCCAAUUGUUGUGGAGGCAGGCUAUCAAAAACAGAGCCGUCAGGAUGGCCGAAAUGUCUUCAAUGGGCAUCGGAAACAAGCCUUGCUUGGACAUCCGGCCCAGCGCCGACCAAAUCAGCGACCGCUCCAUCAGCGUGGACCAACUCAGUAGAAAAAUCACCACCCCGUUGUUUCCUUGUAAGAUACCGGAAUGCGCCUGCCUGCGUUGCUGUAGCGACCUUAGCGCUUAUCUAACCAGUAGUACUCUUAACCUGCAUGAUGCCGCCCCAAGAUUCCGAAAUUCGAUCGUGGGUCCAGUCGUAGAGUCGUGCAGGAAUGCGAAGAGACCGCAUUCGGUGAUUUCCAUGUCGUCGAGUGUUUCUUCGGGGAGCACCAGUUCCGCCAACAGCGGAGGACCGAAUAAUUCGAUGAAUCUCAGUUUCGAAUCGGCUUGCGAUAGUCCCAAGCCCUACCAUAGAUCUGCCACUUUGAAUAGCCAGUGCUCCACGGGUGUGUACAGUUUUAACGAUUUAGAAAGUGGGAUCAUCGCCGACAUGUCGAUGGGUUCCGACGAGUGUUCAGAGCAGACCCACACUGGCCUUUAGAGAAUCAAAUUUGCGGUUAGUUUAGGGAAUUUUGGCUGUUUUAAGUCAACACACACCAUGUGCCAGAUAAUCUACCAGUUAGCUUUAAGUUAUUCUAUAUUUUUAUUAUAUGAAAACAUAACGAUUAUUUAAGCACUGUUUUAUGUCAUAGAAUGUAUUAUUGUUAUGGCAUCGAAACACUAAAUAGGUAUUGUACAUAUUUUAAGAUGUAUGUUUAUUUAUAUAUGAUUAACAGAAUUUCCAUCAUUGAAAGUCUAGUAAAUUUUAUUCUCGUUGUGUACGUACUUUGUACUUAAAUUGUUUUUCCCAUGAGCUAACAUUAUGUGCACAUGUUUUUUCAAUUUACAAACACAACACUCACCAUAGAUCAGGGAUUUUUCAUCUGCUUCUAACAGAAUUUUAGAUAGUGUCUAUCUUAUAAAUUUGUGCGAGUAAAUUUACAGCAACCACUAAUUUUACGAUAGAGAUGUAUAGCGAAGUACAUAUGCAUGUAUGAUUUUUAUAUUAAAAUUGUAGUCAUAAAUAUAUAAUAAAUAUGUAUAAAAGCUA
Molecule: messenger RNA, 5895 nt
Organism: Zophobas morio
Lineage: Eukaryota; Metazoa; Arthropoda; Insecta; Coleoptera; Tenebrionidae
Product: puratrophin-1-like
Exons: 20
Coding region: 472-5346 (1624 amino acids)
Molecular function (GO): guanyl-nucleotide exchange factor activity
Source: RefSeq, a predicted model, not a curated record